CACUUCUCAAAUUUACAGAGAUAGAAUCAUUCCGGCGAUCUUAAUUCCCGGCGAUCUUAAUUUUCCGGCCGUCAUGGAAGUCGGACACGGCAUGUUGAGGAAGAGAAAUAUUGUAGAUGUAGAUGAUACAGAAUUCAGAUCUUCAAGACGAAGAAGGAAGUUGGAUGAUCCAAAUUUCAAUAACCGUUCUCUCUUGCCGUCAAUCACUUCAGUUGAACAAACAUCUACUGCGACAAGUUCCUCAAUUGAGUUCAAACAUGGAGAAGUGAGAUCGAAUGAACUAAAGAACGUUUCAAACCGUGCUGAAUCUGAAAAUUCUUCAACAGAGAUCUCAAAACCGCUCAUCAGUGAAAAAUCGACUUCAUCUAGUAACGAUAACAAGAGAAUGAAACAACAAAUGCCUUCAAUGGAGGAAAUCGAGAGUUUCUUCUCUGCACACGAGAAGCAUGAACAAAAGAGAUUCUCGAAAAAGUACAAUUUCGAUGUGGUGAAAGAUGUUCCAAUGGAAGAAGGUCGUUACGAAUGGGUUAAGAUAAAUCCUUCUAUAACAGACUACAAUAGUUGCAGUACAAAGAAGCAGAGAAGGAAGCUUCUUCAAAACAAGAAUCAUGAAUAUUAUUACUGAAUGGGAACAAAUGAAUGCGCAUUCCUAUCCAAGUAAUGCCAAAUAGUCUCUUCUUUAUUACUCCAUCUUUUUCUUUCUUCUUCUUCAAUGUGGUCCCACUAUCAGCCAAAAAUCAGUAGACUCUAGCUUAAUUGUUGCAUUUGCAGGCAAUUUUUGGGAUCUUAAAAAAUUAAAGAAAGCAAAACGGUUUCUUUAAAGUUUGGAUCUUUAUUUGUUGCCUUUAUCAGAUUUGUCGCCAUUUUCUUCUGUAUAUUCUAGUUUGAACAGCACUUUCUCUUUUCCUGCAAAAUUUUCAUAUUCUUGUGAGGAUUUAUCUCGGGAUCCCUUUUUUAUUACUAGUUUAAUAAAGAAUUUUGUAUUAUUGUCGUACAA
Molecule: messenger RNA, 997 nt
Organism: Impatiens glandulifera
Lineage: Eukaryota; Viridiplantae; Streptophyta; Magnoliopsida; Ericales; Balsaminaceae
Product: cyclin-dependent kinase inhibitor 7-like
Exons: 4
Coding region: 74-625 (183 amino acids)
Biological process (GO): negative regulation of cyclin-dependent protein serine/threonine kinase activity
Cellular component (GO): nucleus
Molecular function (GO): cyclin-dependent protein serine/threonine kinase inhibitor activity
Source: RefSeq, a predicted model, not a curated record